AACCAGAUGAUCCUGAACCCAUUAUCUCAACUGCUAUUAACUGUAUUAAUGGUCAAGAAUGGGAUGCAGUAGAUAAUAAUCGUGCACGUGUCAUGUAUCUUGAUAAUGAUUUAUUUGAGCAUGGUCUUUAUAAUGGAUCUAUUGAAAUCAUCAUCGAAUUAAUCGAUGAAGACACAGUCAAUGCCGUAUUUCCAGCACCACUAAGAAUAAUCACU
Messenger RNA from Dentiscutata heterogama, 215 nucleotides. Lineage: Eukaryota; Fungi; Glomeromycota; Glomeromycetes; Diversisporales; Gigasporaceae. The record is from the annotation of a GenBank genome assembly.